ACUUAUCUGGCAACACUGUGACCAGCUGAUCCCAAAAACGCUCACAUGUUUAUAUCCCGAAACUUUGUUAUUAUUUAACGUUUUCUGAAUAAGUUCGAAAUAAACUUUCAUGUAUCUGAACUACCUACAGAAGACACAAUGGAAACACCUGCAAUACCUGUUGCAAAUGCGUCAGCUUCAGCUCCUGAGGAGACACGUUAACAUUGGUGCAAAACCGCCCAUACAAACAGCAAGAUUGUUGUCGGUACGAAAGCUAUCGAAGCUAAUAAAAAGGAAUCACGAAGACAAUACACUUCAAAUCCGGCUGAAGGAGGCCAAGACGAGUGAAAAGCUUCUAGAGUUGUUGGAAAGCAGUGUUAGCCUGGAGACCUCCCAUGUGGUGGAGGGCAUAUCGUUGCUAUGGCAGCAAUAUCAGGACGUGGAACAGUUAAGCAGGGGUGGCAUCACAGAACGAUUGAUUAUGAGUGUCCUCCCGAUUUUGGCACCUUGUAUAGAGCAAAUAAAUGUUGACGACCUCAGUCGAUGCUACCUUUACCUACGCAAAAUGCACGUUCCCAAUUCCGAGCCAGUCGUGGAAGCCGUGCUAAUAAAGGCUCUUAGCCUCAUCGAGAAACAAGUGAAUGUUGCGAUCAUUCCAUUGACUUCUUUGUCCCGCCUCUCGGUCGGAAUAAACCUUGAACGGGACUUCUUUACUCCGCUCGUUUGCAGAAAUUUUGUGCCACACUUGGAGCAUCACAUAUAUCAGUGUUAUACCGAAGAGCAAGUACGCCUGCUAUCCACAUGCCUCUUUCAGUUGCACUUCCUCAUCAACGAGGACCUUCUUGCACAAUUCAAAACGCGAGUGGCUGAACUGAUUCAAAACAACGUCCUCAGCAGUAAGACGCCUAAAGCUCUGCUUAAGUUGCUCCACAUGCUGAAUAUUCCACUGUGGUCCCAGCAGCAUACCCAAUUGAUUCGAAAAGUUAUGUUGGUUUUGCAACCUUGCAUUCACGAGAUGGAGCCUGGAGACCUUAAGAGUAUGUGUCGCGCAUUUUUGCACCAUCAGGAGCCAUCCGCGAUAAAAGAGCCGCUCAGAGUAGCUACGGAAAAGCUGUUGGAAAAUGAAAAAACUGCUGACGCCUUAUCUUGUGCCGUUCCUUUUGCAACUCCCCAUCAAAGGGAAAAGUACACGCAAGUUUUUAAGGAACUACUAUUCUCCAAAGAGGCUUGGCUGAUGCCCAAUGCUAGCGGACACUUCUUCAGUGUUUUGCGAGCAUUAAAGAUUUCCGAUUUGGGAAUCUGUAAUUUAUACUGGUCGGGGGUGAUUCGCGAGCUGGAGUCCUGUGGAGAGGAGCAAACCCACCUGAGGUUUCUGAGGCAUUGUCAGCGCUACAUGAACUUUAAUAACAAUUUGGGAGGAACCUACCGUCACUUUGAGUUGGAACGAAUAUUAAGUCGCUUGUGUAUGGGUGCUAUAGAGGAAGAUAUAGCGGGAAGGUUACCGUCGAAGUUUGCCCGCCUGGCAUCUUUUGUGCUGGCCUACGGACGAACUCCUUUAGAUUGGAAAAAAUUCCCAAACAUACUGCUUAGCAAGAUGCUCGCCAUGGCUCCCCAGUUUGGUAUCCAAGAUUGCUUUCUUCUCAGUCGUGGAAUGCAAAUAGCCUGCGAACUGAGGUUUCGACAGAACCUUCCCUCACUUGCUGGCAUGCAAUUGUCCACCAUGGACAGCAUUCUUACCGGUUGUGCGGAGCGCCACUUGGCAGGUUCUGAAAAGGUUCAGGUGAAUGCCAGUGAACUAAGCAUGAUAGUGAGAACACUUAGUCAUCGCAAGACGCUUAAAAACACGUUGGUUUACAACCAGGCCUUGUUGCAUUACAAAAGUAUCCAAUGCAAUGAUCUUAACUCUCGAGUGGUUCGUGACAUGGCAUAUAACUUCAAUGCCUCGAAUUUUUGUAUACCCGAGCUUUUGGAGUCGAUGUUCAGCUACGUUUCCAAACAGAAUGAGCACAUUACCGGCGAGACAGUGGAAAAAGUGUUAACCUGUUCCUAUAAUCUGGGCUAUACGCCUGAAAAUAUAGAGGUUUUAAAUCAUGCAUCCAGAAUAUUAUUAAGAGACUUCGAGCAGAUGAGUGGAUUAUCGAUUGUGCAGGCUUGCCUAGCACUGUGCUUCUACAAAACAAUACCCGAGCAGCUAAUCAACCAAGUAUUUUGCGUAAAGUUCAUUCAGCGCAUUGAGGAAGAAAUUCAGCUUUGCUAUUCAAAGGCAACCUAUCCGGAACGGGUACUUAAUCUAGUAAUGCAGCUAAACCGCACGGUGUGCCUGGAUUUUCCGGAGGCAAAUGUGCCCUGGUUUCAACAGAACUACAUAGAGGCUCAUAUAAGCAAAAGGUCCUUUCUUCCCAGUGGGUCCUUUGUAGAGGUUAAACAGCUGCUGCAGAAGCUUCUUCAGAAUGAUAAUAAUUUCCGAUGCAAUCACACAACUCCUUACGGCUACCAAAUUGACUUUGUAAUACAUUUCGAUCGGGAUAGAAAGCCCAUUCCACCGCCUCCAGUUGAGGCCACCAUGUUGGAUCGCAUAACGAAAGUGGCAAUACUAUUGUUAAAACUCGACUCAUUUUGUGAGAACGAUAUAACUGCCUUACGAGGUCCGGAAUCGUUAAAAAUGAGACAUCUCGAGAUGAUGGGCUACAAGGUGAUGCAAAUCAACCAACACGAUUGGAACUCAAAGUAUAUGACAUCAACAACAGCCAAAGCUAAUUACCUUAAGUGCUUGUUACAAAUUUCCCAUUAGUUUUGAUUACUUUGUGUGCUUUAGUUUACAAAAUCUAAUAAAGGCACUUUGUAUAAAAUUAGAAACAAA
This is a messenger RNA of Drosophila eugracilis, 2839 nucleotides long. Its product is annotated as FAST kinase domain-containing protein 1, mitochondrial. Lineage: Eukaryota; Metazoa; Arthropoda; Insecta; Diptera; Drosophilidae. The record is from RefSeq and is a predicted model, not a curated record. Gene Ontology annotation, molecular function: RNA binding. The coding region runs from base 110 to 2770 and encodes 886 amino acids. Gene Ontology annotation, cellular component: mitochondrial matrix; ribonucleoprotein granule. The transcript is spliced from 5 exons. Gene Ontology annotation, biological process: mitochondrial RNA processing; regulation of mitochondrial mRNA stability.